Molecule: messenger RNA, 1819 nt
Organism: Athene cunicularia (burrowing owl)
Lineage: Eukaryota; Metazoa; Chordata; Aves; Strigiformes; Strigidae
Gene: HES5
Product: hes family bHLH transcription factor 5
Exons: 3
Coding region: 366-839 (157 amino acids)
Biological process (GO): anterior/posterior pattern specification; regulation of transcription by RNA polymerase II; regulation of neurogenesis
Cellular component (GO): nucleus
Molecular function (GO): protein dimerization activity; DNA-binding transcription factor activity, RNA polymerase II-specific; RNA polymerase II cis-regulatory region sequence-specific DNA binding
Source: RefSeq, a predicted model, not a curated record
AUUGAGAUGUUGACAUUCCCAACAUCAGGCAGAAGUUUGAUUAUAAUGACGGCAAACGCUUUCCCACGUUCCUACCCCAGCGCCGUAAUGUCAAGCCCUAUUGUGUCACACACUGCCCAGUCCACCUGCUCCUUUGGGAGCGGGGUAUUAUCCCCAGGCAAUUCACAGUCAAUUUGCCAUGCUGUAAUAGAUGCUUUCUCUAUUGUCCCGGGGCAGGCGUGGAUUGGCUAUCGACUGUGGGAAACUCAAAGUUGCUUAGGACCCAUACAUUUGUAUGCAGCCACCACGUAUAAAUAGAGGAACUCCUGGCUCCCUUCUCCACCUGCUAACCAGCAAGCUCCGAGCUGAAACCAGCACUUGGGAUCAUGGCACCCAGUGCUCUCUCCCUGGAAAUCCUAACGCCCAAAGAGAAGAACAGACUCAGGAAACCCAUUGUAGAGAAACUGCGGCGUGAUCGGAUUAACAGCAGCAUUGAGCAACUGAAACUGCUGUUGGAAAAGGAAUUUCAGAGACACCAGCCCAACUCCAAGCUGGAGAAAGCCGACAUCCUGGAGAUGACCGUCAGCUACCUGAAAUACAGCCGAGCUUUUGCAGCAUCUGCCAAAAGCCUACAGCAGGAUUAUUGUGAAGGGUACGCCUGGUGCCUCAAAGAAGCUCUGCAAUUUCUGUCUCUCCAUUCGGCAAACACAGAAACACGGAUGAAGCUGAUCUGCCAUUUCCAGAGGUCACAAGCAGUGCCUAAAGACACUGGUUCUUCUUCUGCACCCACUUCCACCCACCAGCCCCCUGCAAAACAAGCGGCACUGAAACCCUCCUGCAGCCUCUGGAGGCCUUGGUAGGCCAAGAGUACGCUUACGCGUUCCUGGACAUUUGCUCAUAUUCCAGAGGAGAUCGUGACUUGCUAUACAAGUCCCCGCACUCCUCUCACGAGUAGGGAAGAAUUUUUUCCUUUUGCAGAGCAUUACUAUGCUUGGAUAUCUGCUUCCCUUCUUGCAGAAGGACUGAAAAGAUCCCACCACGUGGAGAGAAAGUUAUUCUAAAAGAAUGUGAGAUGUAAUCCUCCAGCUAGGAGGACUGAGAGGCGAUGUUCAGAGAGGAACACCGACUGUUCUUAACCUUAGUGAGGUUGAAUGUGUACAUCUGUUGAGAAAGCAGUAACUUCUAAGAUGUUCAGGCUAGCAUUUUCAGAAGUGUCCGUUCAGGAGGAGCCCUUUCCUCUGACCUGCCCCGCUUGAGACUCCUGAGUGUCCCAGAUAUCCACACCCACACUGCCUGGCUGCAGCUGUAGCCGGGGAGGGGGGGUUAAGGUGUCUCAAGCAGAGCAGCUGGUCUAACGGGACACAUUUGAAAACCUAGCUUUCCUGCGGGUGCCAUAACGGGUUCUAUAAUAUUUAUAGACUGUACUGAGCAUGCUCUGAAAAAUGGUUAAACCAUAACUUAGACUACGUAGAGGAAAUUCCUCAGGAUGUCUUGCUCACAAAGUCAGAGUACUGUUUGUGAGGUUCAGGAUAUGUCUGCCUUUUAUAAAGGCAAAAGCUCAUUUUUAUAUCCUUAUAGGAAAAAAAGUUACGGCUGUGUUGUCGAUUUUACGAGAAAUAUUUAUAAAAGUCUUUCAUUAAAGGCAGGUGUACAAAUUAUAUUUACUCUUUGGUACCCUACCACCAGGGGAGAAUGUGAAUUCGUUACUGUCCUUGGAGGAUGAAAUGACAUGUUGUGUGUGAGCUGCACCGAUUGUAUAACCCGUGCCAGAAAUUAUCCUGAACUUCAGAAGCUGCAGACACUUUUAACAGCGCAAAAAUAAAUAAAAAUCUAAUUAAUA